AUGUCCAAUGCUUCAUAUCGGGGCCGCGGUGGCAAACGGGCAGGGAAUCGUACUCAGGAUGGUAAUCUUUACUCGGAAGUCGCAAAGGGCGACCAUAAGAGCCCUCCGGCUUCUGGCGGAGUGUUGGUUGUAGGUUCUGCGUCGAACGGAACGGUGCCGUCUCAGUCGGCCAAUAAUGGUCGAAAGCAACAACAAGUGCAUCAUAACUCGGAGAAUGAAGGUGCGAAGCAUUCGACUAAGAAGCACCGAGUUUUGAGCGAGCACGAGUUGGCUAACUUCCGCACUUCUUUUUGUACAAAUCAUCACCAGAACAAAUGUCCCAACAGCGACUCUUGCGAGAAAAGUCACUGUCUCACGUGGCAGCGGCGAAAUCCUUAUGAAAUAUCGUACUCGCCGCAGUUGUGCCCUGAGAUCCAGUUCGUUAAAAAAUCGCGCAAAAUGGUUUUGUACCGGAGGUGCACUCGUGGGAAGAACUGCAACUUUGCUCACUCCAAAGAAGAGGAGCUGUACCAUCCUCUAGUGUACAAGACAAAGCAAUGUUCUGCGUAUCCCAAAUGCUCGCGAUAUUUUUGCCCGUUUGUCCAUGCGUCAUCGGAGAUGCGAGACGUGAGUGAACUGAAAACGGCAGGUUUGGUUAUGCCGAAUGGUUCCUCUGAUACUGAGGAUAAGAAUGUACAAGUCAGUUCUCCUUCUCAGGAGGCUGAACCCGAGGUGACAAAAGAUCAUGAAGAAGGAUCGGAGGCCCCUAAAGUGGGUGAUGAUGUUGCUGCAGGGUUGUGGUAUGAGCCUCCCAGUCUGUCGGCAAUAUGUGGAUAUGAUGAUGUUACAUUUAAAAACCUAUAUGGAUACGGGUGCGCUGGAUUUGCGCAAGUGCCCACAGACGAUUAUGCAGCAGAUUUUGAUAUCCAGAAUUGUGUUGCAUGGCAGACGCUCUCACCAGGCAAUCAGUUUGACGCCCCAUUAAUGGAGCAAUUCGUUGAUCCAACUAGGUACGCUGGUGGUGAUUUUGAUACCUUGGGUGGGGUAACUCAGUUCGGCGAAGGUUUGGGGGCACAGUUCGUACAUUUUGUGGGCGGUGAACUAGAAGAUCAGUUUGGAGCGCUGUCACUACGUAAAGUUCCCGAGGACCCGCUGGAGAGCUACCCACUGAAUGAUGUGUUGGUGAAGUUUAUGAACGACAUAGGCGAUAAUAAAUAUAAUCGUACUUAUGCCGGCUGCUGGGACCGCGAGAGGAUUGAAGCAGCGAUCAGUAGCAGGCAGGCGGAGUUGGAUGGUGACGCUCCGAAGACGGCCUCACGCGUCCAGUAUUUAAAAAGAAAAAUAGCAAAAUUAAAGCGUGCUCUGGAGGACGGUACUCCAAUAGGAGGAAAUAUUCUCCCUCAGAAGCGCCCCAAAUCAGGGAAUCCGUCGCCUAUCGAGCGACCGUCUACAUUGUCGACGGCAAACAAAAGCGUGAAUCGAACAAGGGGGCAGAAGAGAACCAAAAAGAUUUGCUUUAAGUGCCGCAAGCGUGGACACACACUGCUGGAUUGCGAUGAGGGUUCCGCCGGCAUUUGUUUUCGAUGUGGUUCUACGGAUCACAUUCUUUGUGAUUGUGUGAAACCUGACGAGGGUACGCUCCGGUUUGCUUCCUGCUUCGUGUGUAAGGAUACGGGGCACAUUGCUUCGCAGUGCCCCCAAAACAGCAAAGGCAUAUAUCCCAAUGGAGGCGCGUGCUUUUUUUGUGGUUCUGUGAGUCAUCGGAAGGCCGAAUGCGCUGAAAGGAAGAAGAAGGCAGCGGCGUGA
This is a messenger RNA of Babesia ovata, 1785 nucleotides long. RefSeq names its product zinc knuckle domain containing protein. Gene Ontology annotation, molecular function: zinc ion binding; nucleic acid binding. The transcript is spliced from 5 exons. Lineage: Eukaryota; Apicomplexa; Aconoidasida; Piroplasmida; Babesiidae. The record is from RefSeq and is a predicted model, not a curated record. Bases 1 to 1785 code for a protein of 594 amino acids.